Molecule: messenger RNA, 1737 nt
Organism: Microdochium trichocladiopsis
Lineage: Eukaryota; Fungi; Ascomycota; Sordariomycetes; Xylariales; Microdochiaceae
Product: laccase-1
Exons: 4
Coding region: 1-1737 (578 amino acids)
Molecular function (GO): copper ion binding; oxidoreductase activity
Source: RefSeq, a predicted model, not a curated record
AUGGCUAGUCAUGUCCGUCAUGCCCUUGCGUUUCAGGUCACAUGCACAAGUGCUAAUCCCUUUACCUCGUUUCUCACUCCGCGCGCUGCAUGCGAUGGCAACACUGCUAGUUCCCGAUCGGAGUGGUGCGACCUUUCCAUCGACACGGACUACACCAAAACCGUGCCGGAUACCGGCGUGACGCGCACCUACUACUUUGACUUGGCAGAAGUCACUGUCGCCCCUGAUGGAGUUGAGCGCUUCGCAAUGGCUAUCAAUGGUAGCAUUCCUGGCCCAGCCAUUGUCGCCGACUGGGGUGACACGGUAGUGGUCCACCUGACAAACUCGCUCUCGACAUCGACGAACGGCACAUCGCUCCACUUCCAUGGCAUCUGGCAGCGUAACACCAACCAGAACGACGGUGUUGCCUCCAUCACGCAGUGCCCUACCCCUCCCGGGUCUUCCAUAACGUAUACAUGGCGUGCUCUCCAGUAUGGCUCAACCUGGUAUCACUCUCACUUCGCGCUUCAGGCGUGGCAGGGUGUCUUUGGCCCCAUUGUCAUCAACGGGCCGGCAACGGCAAACUACGACGAGGACCUGGGUCACGUAUUCUUGAACGACUGGGACCACUCCACCGUAGACGAGCUGUACCAUCAGGCGGAAAGCCAAGGCCCACCAGUCCUCGACAAUGGGCUGAUCAAUGGCAUGAACGUCUUCGGCGAGGAUGGCGAUGAAUCCCAGACCGGACAACGCUUCAGCGUAUCUGUUGCCGAGGGAUCUUCGUAUCGGCUGAGACUCGUCAACGGCGCAGUCGAUACGCACUUCCGAUUCUCCAUCGACAACCACACCAUGCAGGUCAUCGCUAUGGAUCUCGUGCCAAUUGUUCCCUAUGUCACUGAUGGUAUUAGUAUCGGAAUGGGCCAACGCUAUGACAUUAUUAUCACCGCGAAUCAGUCUUCUGUGGCUUCGGACUUCUGGAUCCGCGCGAUUCCACAGUCUGCUUGCUCAGAAAACGCUGCCGAGGACAACAUUCGGGGAAUCCUGCACUACGGCGAUUCCACUGGCACUCCCACAACCACGGGAUUCGCCUAUGUCGAUGCAUGCGCCGAUGAGGACACUACUGACCUGGUUCCUUACUUGCCCGCAACUGUGGGCGACGACGCAACCUGGAACCUCGGCGAGGGUGUCUCUGUCGGCUUGAACGCGGAAAACCUGUUCCGGUGGUACCUGAACAGCACCACCAUGUUGGUCAGCUGGGACAACCCGACGCUGGAACGUAUCGCGAUCGAUGGAGAGGCUGCCUCUGAUUUCGCGGCCGACGACGCGCACAGCGAGGGCGACGGCGUCAUCAUGCUCGACGACGCCGACGCCUGGAUCUACCUCGUCAUCAGCACCACCAUGUCUGUGCCGCAUCCUAUCCACCUGCACGGCCAUGACUUCUUCAUCCUCGCCCAGGGGUCCGGCACAUACAGCUCCAGCACCGUCGCGCUCAACAUGGCCAACCCCCCGCGCAGAGACACCGCGAUGCUCCCUGCCAGCGGUCACCUCGUGCUCGCCUUCCAGACCGACAACCCGGGCGCGUGGCUCAUGCACUGCCACAUCGGGUGGCACACCAGCGAGGGGUUCGCGCUGCAGUUCAUUGAGCGGUACAGCGAAAUUAGCGCUCUCCUCGACAAAGACUCCCUGCAAGGCAACUGUGAUGCAUGGGGCAACCACGCUGCGACAUCGCGCGUUGUGCAGGAUGACUCUGGCGUCUAG